ACUAGAGGUUCUAUAGGAACUAUGGCUUAAGAUCUAGUUCAGUAGUUCAUUUAAAAGACCCGGUAAUUAGAACAAGUUCGGACCGAACCGACCUAACUCUGCCAAAAAUGAGGAAGUACCAGCAACUUGCCCUGUUGCUAAUAUCUUGCUUCAGUAUAGGCGUACUUUUAAUGUACAAAAGUGAAAACAAUCGCCUAAAAUACGUGCUUAAGUAUGUGAACUUCUUCGGAAGAAGCGACGCCGCGAUUUUGAGGCGCCUCGAAAAGAAUGCUACAAAGGAGGACCUGACAUUGCCGGCUCUCUCGAAGCCGUUGCCAGUCUUUCAGCUGAUAGGAGAAUCUUUUCAUGCGUAUUCCGCAUUCUGGAAGCGUAACGAGUUAGUAGCCAGAGGCGAAGCGCACAUUCUUGUUGUGGGGAAAAAAGGCGCAGUGGUAGAUUUUCGUUGUACCCUCAUCUAUGAUGGAGGAGCUCGAAGCGUACAAGGCAAGUUUCGCUUUCAACGAGAUGCUAACGAAAGUAUCGCAGAAGACAAGUCAACAACAUUCACAAACUAUAACUUCUACUGCCUUGUGAACCGUGAUUUUGGUAAGCCGGAAUAUGUUUCAUUAAUGGAUACAACGGCGUCUCUAAAAACCCAAAUGAAGCUGCGAUUACGAUAUUUAAAACCAUCGAAUAAGAAUACUGAAUCGAACCUUCUUGCGCGAUUACCUGCCACGAUAUGCGUUGAUUUAGUGACGUAUAAUAUGAGCUCAAACAAUAAUAAUCUGUUACAAUUCUUUCUAUAUCACCAAGCCCUCGGGGUAGAACAUUUUCUAGUUUAUAACUACGAUCAGCUGCCAGAAAAAGUAAUUAGCGUAUUGGAGCGUACAAGUAUGCAUCUUUAUGCACUACCAUUCAACUUUCCGUUUGUUCAAGCCAAUGGAACUGUUACACGUAUCCGGCAGCUGAUCCUAACAGAUUGUUUACUACGGAACUCGAAUUAUGCAGCCCUAACCAUGCUGUUGACACCAAAUGAAUUUUUCUAUCCGAGUGUACGCAUUGUGGGCGACCAAUCGCAACUUUCCUUUUAUCGUCAAUUACGACAUUACACCACGGAGAUAUCGAGAUUUCAGAUGGCCACAUUUUCUGUUUGCAUCGAUACGAAUAGAAAGUUGUUAAUAGAUAAUACACAUUAUGAUCCGGAGCUAAAGCCGCCACACAAAAUGUUCUUUUACCGCUUGGAUCAACAGUCAUCACAAUUGCUAGCGCUAACUCAGGCGCAAAGCGUUGAGCUGCCGCUCUCGUCUGCAUUUGUGCAUCGCUAUGUACACUGCCAGCACGUAGGAGAAGAUGGUCUACACGACUGGCGGAAUGGAGUGCGGGAGGACUUUAUGGAACACAUCAAUGCCUUACGCAACGAAGUGGAUGUGCUAAUAUAGUAGAAAUCACAUAAUAAGACUCAAAAUCUAGUCUAAGUUUCAGGUUAAGAUCUAGCUGACUCCCCUUUGGUUUAAUAUGCAUAUAAGAAAUUACCUGACUGCCAAAAGUAAAACGCCAUAAAUUAUCCAUUGGAUACAAGCGAAUUUUGUAUUGUAUAUGUAAUAUAGAAACUAAACAUCAUUUGGUAGCAAGCAGCAUGUAAUUCCGAUGCUUUUUUUCCCGAAAGUACCAUAUCUAUAACUUCAAUGAUUCUUAAUUAAAUAUGAAAUUUUUAAUUGUUUUAUUGGAA
Messenger RNA from Scaptodrosophila lebanonensis, 1708 nucleotides. RefSeq lists its product as uncharacterized. The transcript is spliced from 2 exons. Bases 108 to 1418 code for a protein of 436 amino acids. The record is from RefSeq and is a predicted model, not a curated record. Lineage: Eukaryota; Metazoa; Arthropoda; Insecta; Diptera; Drosophilidae.